Messenger RNA from Daldinia childiae, 2037 nucleotides. Its product is annotated as Beta-1,2-xylosyltransferase 1. The transcript is spliced from 2 exons. NCBI's taxonomy places the organism in Eukaryota, Fungi, Ascomycota, Sordariomycetes, Xylariales, Hypoxylaceae. The record is from RefSeq and is a predicted model, not a curated record. The coding region runs from base 1 to 2037 and encodes 678 amino acids.
AUGCGCUCGCCCGCUUUUCCACCGAGGAGGCCCUCUCACCUCAUCCGAUACAUUUUCCCGGCCGUGCUCCUCCUCGGUAUCUUCUACUACCUCUCUAAUAAGCCCCAAGAGGUCCAAACACCUAAUUCCUAUUUAACUUCCGAUCGCGAUUCCUUCAAAUCCUCAUUAUCGUCAUCCCCCCCCGCUUCUUACGACCAUGGGACACCUGACAUUGUUGAUCAACCCGCCAAGAAUCCGUCUACCAAUCAGAAACCUGUUCACGGAGAUCUGGACGAUGGAAAUAAAGACGACGAAGACAAGCCAGUACACGAAUCGAAACCUGUCCAACCCGUCCAACCAGCUCCGCCGAAACCCGCUACGGACCACCCUAUCGACCAGCUAAUCAAAAUUGCUGAUAAAGAUUUCAAAGACCUGCUAACCAAGGAGUCGAACACGCUGGCCGAAGCUGCCCAAGCUUAUCGUAAACGUCGCGGGCGGCAUCCGCCUCCAGGUUUCGAUAAGUGGUACGAGUUCGCGAAGGAGAAUGAUGCAGUCAUAGUCGAAGAUUUCUUUGACCAGAUUUAUCACGACCUAAAUCCAUUUUGGGGGCUGGAACCUUCUAGCAUUCGUGAUGAGGCAUCGGGCUACGAGAUGGUUAUUAACAUACGCAACGGCAAUGCGAGUGCCGAGAGCGAUUGGUUUUGGACUCAGAUCUGGUUAGACAUGAUUCAAACUAUCGAGCAUUUGCUACCCGACAUGGAUAUCGCUCUAAACGCAAUGGACGAGCCGCGACUUGUAGUACCGUGGGAGGAUAUCAAUGCCUACAUGAAGAAGGAAAAGCAGAGCCGAAUUUUGAAUCCCGCUAAAAGUAUCGUCAACGAGUUCCAGAAGUUGCCACCCCCGGUUAAGCACGAGGACAAGUCUGUUCAUACUGUCGAUAAGGACUGGGAAGACACAAACCCGUACUGGUUAAUCGCUCGUCGAGGUUGCCCUCCUGACAGCCCUGCCCGCAAACAGCCCGCCCUUAGUUCGUUCGACGGCAAACCUAGCUUCUCCCCGGAGUGGGCAACACCCCAUCAAUAUCAAGGAUAUGUGGCCAACUCGACGCUCUCGGCCGAAUUUUGCCACCAGCCCGAUCUACAAGGACUUGAAGGUAUCUUUAUACGGCCCCUCACAACGUCUGCGACCAAGGUUCUCUUCCCGAUGUUUGGAGGAAGCAAGCUGGCCACUAACAAUGAAAUCCUUCUUCCGGCUCCCAUGUAUUGGAACGAGGAGGAAAGAUUUACCGGAGGAGAUGACCAUGGGCCGUCGUGGGAUAGCAAGAUCGGCCCUCUCAUCUGGCGUGGCGUGGCUACCGGCGGCCGCAAUACUGAAUCGAACUGGAAGGGCUUUCAGCGACAUCGAUUCGUCUCGAUGAACAACGGAACUAAGCUCCAGCGCGCCGAGGAGGAUAUCGAGGCGCCAAUCAAUUUCGAACUGCCUAGCGCGACCUACGGUCUAGCGGCGCAAAAGGAGAGGCGAUUGGGUGCGUGGGUAUCGCAGUGGUCUGAUGUUGGCUUCACCGACCUGUUCUGUAACCCUGACGUAGAGCCCGAACAGAAAGACGGGCACUGUAUAUAUACUGAUGAGCACUACGAAACGGUACUCGGCCAGAAGCUAGCGGUUCAGUUUUACUACAAGUAUCUUCCCGACAUUGAUGGCAACUCAUUCUCGGGGCGCUACCUAGGCUUCCUACGAAGUACGAGUUUGCCCAUAAAGAGCACGCUCUGGCGCGAGUGGCACGACAGCCGUCUAGUGGCCUGGAAGCACUUCGUGCCGAUGGAUAACCGAUUCAGCGAUUACUAUGGUAUCAUGGAAUAUUUCCUCGGCUACAACGACGGCGUUCCUGGACACGACGAAGUAGCCGAGAAGAUCGCGACGGACGGAAAGGCCUGGGCUGAAAAGGUGCUCAGGAAAGAAGAUAUGCAAAUCUAUGUGCUGCGGUUGCUGUUGGAGUAUGCGCGAAUCGCGGACGACCGAAGAGAAAUCAUGGGCUGGGUUGACGAUUUGCUGUCGUGA